This is a messenger RNA of Anopheles funestus (African malaria mosquito), 1863 nucleotides long. RefSeq lists its product as uncharacterized. The transcript has a single exon. Gene Ontology annotation, biological process: glucose metabolic process; beta-D-galactose catabolic process via UDP-galactose, Leloir pathway. Bases 205 to 1479 code for a protein of 424 amino acids. Gene Ontology annotation, molecular function: carbohydrate binding; aldose 1-epimerase activity. The record is from RefSeq and is a predicted model, not a curated record. Lineage: Eukaryota; Metazoa; Arthropoda; Insecta; Diptera; Culicidae.
GAAAUUAAGAAGAUUUCUACAAGAUUUGCAUUUUUGCGAUUUUUUUUUUUCUUUUUGAAUGAAUACGGUCAAAAUUUUCUGCAUGAUCACAGUAACCAACACACUCUCCUGUCAAAUCGCAGUAUUUUGCAACAUCUUCCGUACACUGAUUAUAAACAUCCGGGAAAGUUGGCUGCAUCUAAAUUCUAAAUCUUCAUUCCCAGAAUGGCGUCCGCAGUAACACUCACUGCUGAAGACUUCGGAACGCUAACGGACGGGCUGGGCCGUAGUGUGUCUGUGCAAAAGUUUACCUGGCAAACGGCGGCCGGUUUGAAGCUGUCGGUGCUGAACCUGGAUGCAGCCAUCGUAGAACUGUGCGCACCGGACCGCACCUGGAAGAGUAGCGCCAACGUACUGCUCGGUGUAGGAAAGCUCGACGAAUACUUACAGCUCGAUCCGUCGCUCAUCUGUGCCGCUCAUUUUGAGAAAGGUUGGCCCAUGCUGACGGGAAACAGUGUUCGACCAGAUGCACCCGGCAGCCGUACGUUUGAUCUGAAUCGUGUUUGGCAUUCUUUCGUCGAUGAAACACGGCUCCAUCUAAGCUUGGUGCGCAAAUCUUCAGCCAAGCAUCGGAACACGUACGCUACGGUUACUAUCAGUGUGGAACCAUCGAACGUGAUCCGCAUCCGGUAUCAAACCUGUUGCACUGAGGGUGAAAUGUUUCGACUAGCUCAUCGGUUUCUGUUCAAUCUUGGAGGAUGUGAUUCCGGCGCCCAAGGAACGUUUGAGCACGUGGUGCAACUGAACGCGGACACCUACGUGGAUGAGAAGCGAAAUCUUCGCACCGCGGGAGAAAGCUUUGCUGAUCUUCGUAUCGCACAGCACCUUGGAUUGAGCCUCUACAGGGCACGCAACGAAGGUUUGGAAUGUGUGGACGGUAUUAGAGGUAUUUAUGGGCUCAAUAACACUACCGAAGAUGGGUUCGCAGUCCGGCUUAUUCAUGCAGGAAGUGGUCGAGCGAUGGAGCUGUACUGCAACUUUCCCUGGAUGCAUUUUUCCAGCCUCGACCAUUUACCAUCGAGGAAAAAUGCGAUCGUUCCAUUUUAUCCACGCGAAGGUCUACAACGCGUUUCGCUUAUAUUUGAUCUGGAACAGUUCAUAUUGUCCGUUGUUACUGGUACGGAGCAAACCUCAACGAGCGAUAUAGAGCAGGACGAAGUUCAAACAGCUGAUAGCGGCGAUAUAAACCAGGAUCGACAGGAUAAUUUCACUUGUUCCGGGAAAUUCAGCAAAAACGACGGAUUCCUAAUACACCCACUGGCAUGCCCUUUCCGAUCAAUGGAAAAUCACAAAACCAGUCCCGUUUCACUGGACACGGCACUCCCUAACCCUUGUCGGGGACAAACUCCUGUGCCGUUUAUUGGACAUGUAACGCUAAAGUUCGGUAUCUGUAAACCCCUAACGCAAGAGGACACUCAAUCACCGCUAGCCGCCAAUUAACUCACACGAAAUGAAAGACUAAUCGAUGCCAUAUCGUGAAAAACCAGGGAAAUUUCAAAUUAGUUUCCAAUGUAUAAAGAACCCUAUCAGCUUCUGGCAGUGUGAUCCAAUAAGGCGGCACUAGGCGGUGGAGAAUAAAUAUGAAAUUGUAAUACCACCAACAACGAACGGAGAUUUGAUUGCAUCGGAAUGGCAAAAUGGAUUCGAAUAUUCAAUAGUCCAAGACAUUCUCGAAAAUCAAUCAUCAUUCAUCCAUUUCCGCUUUCGAGGUAGUGUUCCGCUAGUGUACUACCAUUCAAGAUUACGGUAACAGUAUAUGUAGUAAAUACAAUAUACAAGUAUCCAAAUUUAAUGCAUAAUAAAUAAGCUUUACAUUUGACUUUA